AUGAUUGACAGCGGUGCAAGCCACAAUUUCAUAGACCCGUCAAAUCUAAGCAAAACUCAUUUAUCUCCAGCUAAGAACCGCAAUCUAGAGAUUCUGUUGGGCACAGGCAUUUCCGUUAAUGGCUCUGGCGUUUGUAAGAACGUCUCCGUGGUGUUGCAAGGGCAUGAGUUUAUGAUGAAUUUUGUCGUCUUGGAGUUAGGUAACGCAAAUAUCAUUCUCGGUGUGGAUUGGCUGAGGACGUUUGGAAAGGUUGGGUAUGACUGGGAGAAACAUGAAGUGUCAUUCAUGCAUAAAGGAGAGAUGAUUACCUUGUAUGGUGACCCGGCUUUACUAGCUCAAGGCCGAUCAUUCAAAGCGAAUCAUUCCCUGAAUUGUUUGGAGUUAGUUGGGUUUGAUAGUGAGAUUUUUGAACUCAACGAAGCAGAGGUAGUGAGAGAAGUUCCGGAGAAGAUAACAGAGGUGUUAGAGGAAUUUGUUGAGGUGUUUGCGGAACCUACACAGCUUCCUCCAGUGAGAGGCAGAGAACACAGCAUCAACCUGAUGGCGGGAACAGAUCCUAUAAGCGUGAGACCUUAUCGAUAUCCUCACGCUUACAAAAAAGAAAUGGAGAAGUUUGUCGUACAGAUGCUUGAGGCAGGGACCAUUAGACCAAGAAAAAGUCCGUUUUCCAGCCCAGUUUUGUUGGUAAAGAAGAAGGAUGGGAGUUGGCGAUUUUGUAUUGAUUACCGAGCUCUAAACAAGGUGACAAUCUCUGAUAAGUUUCCCAUCCCAGUGAUAGACCAGUUAUUAGAUGAAUUACAUGGAGCAUAUAUUUUUUCCAAGUUGGAUUUGAGAGCUGGUUAUCACCAAAUCCGUAUGCUGGAGAAGGAUAUAGAGAAGACAGCUUUUCGGACUACAAACGGACAUUACGAGUUCUUAGUAAUGCCAUUUGGCUUAACUAAUGUUCCGGCUACAUUUCAGGCGCUGAUGAAUGAGAUUUUCAGGCCUUAUUUGGGACGUUUCGUUCUGGUGUUCUUUGACGAUAUAUUGAUCUUCAGUUCAAGUGUUGAGGAUCAUGUGGAGCACCUGAGGACAGUGUUAGGGAUCUUUGUGACGCACAAACUGUUUGCCAACAAGAAGAAGUGCCUGUUUGGUCAGUCAUAA
Messenger RNA from Microthlaspi erraticum, 1143 nucleotides. Lineage: Eukaryota; Viridiplantae; Streptophyta; Magnoliopsida; Brassicales; Brassicaceae. The record is from the annotation of a GenBank genome assembly.